Argiope bruennichi is the source of this 2176-nucleotide messenger RNA. RefSeq names its product probable arginine--tRNA ligase, mitochondrial. The record is from RefSeq and is a predicted model, not a curated record. Gene Ontology annotation, cellular component: mitochondrion. Lineage: Eukaryota; Metazoa; Arthropoda; Arachnida; Araneae; Araneidae. Gene Ontology annotation, molecular function: arginine-tRNA ligase activity; ATP binding. The transcript has 19 exons. Bases 325 to 2103 code for a protein of 592 amino acids. Gene Ontology annotation, biological process: arginyl-tRNA aminoacylation; mitochondrial translation.
UAUUUUCUUCAUGCUUUGGGAUUUAUGGAGGGAGAAUUGAUUGUGUGAAUUAAUAAUUUCGAUUAAUCUUUAAAAUUAAAGAAAAUAAUUAUUGACCGAUCUUUAAUUUAUAUUGACAAUCGUGUUUUAAAUUAUUAAAAUAUCAAAUAUUUUACUUUAAUGGAUGUAUUUGCUUUUAGUAACCGAAGAGUAGACCAUUAUCUAUAGUUCUGUUUAAAAACUUUUCCGAUCGUUUAUUAUUUUCAUUUUGAAUGGCUCUGUGAAAAGAUUAAUUUUAUCUUACAUUUUAUUUUUGAUGAGAGUUUCUAAUUGUGAAUUUUUAACAUGGCAUCGGUUUUUCGUAGAAGAAUUACAGAUCAUUUUGUGUCAACUUUCAAACAAUAUUUAAAAAAAGAAGAGAAAGUUAUUUUUUGGGACACUCUUCCAUUAUCUCUAAAAUUGAAUCAGCCAAAAUUCUCGUCACCACAGUUUGAAAUUUCAUGGAAAGAUGUUUUAAAAUUGAAACCAGAAUUACAAGAAAGAAUACAUCUCAAUACUGUUAUGACAUAUUUAAAAAAUAAGGAAUUUCCAACAUUUGAUGGAAUCACUGAUAUUUUCACUGAUCAUGUCAACAAAGAAAAAAUAGUGUUCACUGUUGAUCAAGAAUUAUUUUCCUCUAGCAUUAUUUUGGACAUAAUCAGAAAUAUUGGCAGAAUUCCUGCUAAUAGUACUUUUUUUAGAAAUAUACCACCUGAAAAUUUUAUUGUUGAAUAUAGCUCUCCCAAUGUAGCAAAACCUUUUCACUUUGGACAUUUUCGUUCAACUAUAAUUGGAAAUUACAUAGCAAAUCUUUGUAAAUAUGUUGGACAUAAAGUAACAAGAUUGAAUUAUGUUGGGGAUUGGGGCUUACAAUAUGGAAUACUUGCUGUUGGUUUUAAUAAAUUUGGUUGCAAAGAAAUGCUGCAGAAAGACCCUUUAAAUUAUUUAUUUGAGGUUUACAAGAAAGCUAAUGAGCAAAAUGAAAACAAUCCAACUUUUAAUGCAGAGGCUAAAAUGUAUUUUAAGAAGAUGGAAGAAGGGGAUCCAGAAGUUUUAGCUUUAUGGAAAAAAUUACGAGAUUUGAGCUUGAAAGAAAUGGAUAUUACAUAUAAGAGGCUGAACAUAUAUUUUGAUGAAAUACAUGGUGAAUCAAUGUAUGCUGACAAAGUUGAUGAAAUAUAUGAUGUUCUAAUUAAGCAAAAUUUAGUUAUAUGUAAUAAAGAUGGCAGCAUUGAAGCCUUUAUAAGUGGUGAAAAUGAUAAUACUGAAAAAGAAAAAGUAGUGUUGCGUAAAAAUGACGGAACUUCUCUUUAUCUAACCAGGGAUAUUGCUGCUGCUAUUGACAGAUGGAAAAAAUAUCAUUUUGAUAGCAUGUUUUAUGUGGUAGAUUCAACACAAAAAUCACAUUUUAAGCAUCUGACACAUUUCCUGAAGUCUAUGAACUGUCCUUGGGCAAAUGAUUUACAGUUUGUUCCAUUUGGGCGUAUUUUGAACUUCAGUACACGUAAGGGAACUGCUGUUUUUCUGCAUGAUAUAUUAGAUGAAGCCAAGGAAAGAACACUGGAAAAUAUGAAGAAUUCUCCAACUACUAAAAUAACUGAAAACCUCGAUGAAGUGGCUGAAAUUCUUGGUAUUUCAUCUUUGAUUAUCAAUGAUUUCAGCUUGAGAAGGAAGAGGGAUUAUCCUUUUGAUUGGGAAAAAGUUGUGAAUGUUAAAGGAAAUUCAGGUGUCAGCUUGCAGUAUUGCCAUGCUCGACUUAACAACAUAAAAGAAAAUUGUGGUGUUGAUUUAAGUCUAGAUUGUAUAUUAACAAGCUUAAUAGAACCAGAAGCAUUAGCCUUAAUUCAACAACUUGCAAGAUUUGAUGAAGUUAUCUAUAAUUCCUACAUAGAUCUUGAGCCCUGUGUUUUGGUGCAUUACCUGUUUACAUUAAGAAAUGACAUUGGAAGAGCAAUUAAAGUCUUACCAGUUAAAGGGUCCAGCUUGUAUGUUGCUAAAGCUCGGCUUUUGCUAUUCCAUGCUGCUCAUCUAGUCAUGCAGAAGGGAUUAGAGUUAUUAGGAAUAACUCCUUUGAACAAAAUGUAGGAAAUAAAUUGUAGCUAUUUUAUUUAUUAAUUUUGUAAGUUAUGUUUUUAUUAUAAUAAAAUUUUUUUCAUAA